CCAGUUUUUCAUAUUACUAGUUAGAUGUAUGCUUACGAGUGUUUCUUAAACAUUUCUCCCGCUUCUUUCAAACCAGCGACAAGAAACUUCGUCGAAUCGCGAGCGACGACAGCAUCGACUCGGCGCGAUUCGUGCACAACACUAGCAAUCGUUACAACGCUCUUAGAACGAAGAUUGAUAAUUUCGGAGGAGAUAGCUGAGAUCGAUACUGAAGCGUUCUCGGUGCCUUUUACGAGCGGUGUUGCGCGACUUCACGGUCACUUCGAGUUGUUGCGACAUUUCUUCGUUGUCCUCCUCAGGGAUAGUCUCAUUAAACGUCGAAUGAUCUUUAUUUCGCAAGCAUCUACGUAGGAUCGCCGCAUUGUUUCGUCGUGAAGGGUUUCCGCGUGUGUUUCUAGCGCGACGUCUUUCGCGAGGAGCAUCCUUCGCCGAGUUAC
This is a messenger RNA of Ooceraea biroi (clonal raider ant), 437 nucleotides long. RefSeq lists its product as uncharacterized. Lineage: Eukaryota; Metazoa; Arthropoda; Insecta; Hymenoptera; Formicidae. The record is from RefSeq and is a predicted model, not a curated record.